GAUGUUGAACUCAAUCCUGGUCCUAUAAUUGAUGAUCAACCAACUUGUCACUCAUUUGCAAAGUAUCUUAAACCACUUGUUGACUGGAAAUCAUUUGCUCUUUGUCUUCCUGGAAUAACACAAUCUGAUGUCAAUAUAAUCGAUAAAACAAGAAGAAAUGCUCAGUUAAAAAAAAGAGGCUUUACAUAAGAGAUGGUUACAAGUUAAUCCUCAAGCAUCAUGGAGAUAUAUCAAUAUUGCUUUGAAACAAUGUAAAGAGAAUAAACUAGCUAGAGAUAUUGAAAGAAAAACAGCAGUUUCUACUCGAAGGACUUGUAAUGAUGAUAUGGAAGUGCUGGCCAAUGCUAAUCCUGGCCCUAUAGUAGCAGGUAAUCCAAAGAAUAUAUUAAGGACUCAUUCUGAUAAACUCACUAAAGCUAUUAGCACUAACCUUUACAGAGUAUCUGAAUCACUGUAUGCUGAAGGACUGAUACCACCGGAUACUAAAGACGAAGUAUUUGCUGGAGCAACAGGAUUAAAUGAUUUUAGAAAAUCAAGUCAAUUAGUGAAUGUAUUGCAAAAACUAUUGGAAGCCUCUGUUAAUCCAGAGCAGUAUCUUAUUGAUAUAUGUCAUGUAUUAACAAAGCAACAACAUCGUACACUAACAGAUAUUGCUACCUCUAUAUUACACUGGUUAGGUAAGUGUGUGUUUGUACAUUGUCAGUGA
This is a messenger RNA of Amphimedon queenslandica, 706 nucleotides long. RefSeq lists its product as uncharacterized. The transcript has 2 exons. The coding region runs from base 326 to 706 and encodes 126 amino acids. The record is from RefSeq and is a predicted model, not a curated record. Lineage: Eukaryota; Metazoa; Porifera; Demospongiae; Haplosclerida; Niphatidae.